Ambispora gerdemannii is the source of this 648-nucleotide messenger RNA. The record is from the annotation of a GenBank genome assembly. Lineage: Eukaryota; Fungi; Glomeromycota; Glomeromycetes; Archaeosporales; Ambisporaceae.
AUGCACUUUAAAAUAAUAACCUGGUAUAUAUUUGUCACGAUUGUUUUAUUAGACCGACUAACAAUAUCUCAAAACCAAAAUUAUUUUGAAGAGUACAUACCAAAUUACAAUGAUAUACCUUUUUGGUUGUUUCCUACACCAAAUAACAAUGAUCAACGGCCUUCUACACCUCCACCUGAACCGCCCGGACCUCCACCACAACCUCCUGCACCGCCCGGACCUCCAUUGCCACCUCCUGCACCGCCCGGACCUCCACCACCACCACCCCCACCAGUUCCUAUAAUAGCGGUAGUAACAUCAGUCCAAAGCGUCACAGUACAAGUAUCAUUGCCGCCAACAACAAUACUACAAACAGCAUCAGGUCCAGACACAACAAUCACAGUAGAAAAAACUGUCACGCUACCAACAAAGACAACUAUUACAACUAAAACAACAAUACCUAAAGAUACUUGGGCAAUAAGUCCUGGUAGUUUUCCAAAUAAUACAAGUUAUGAAACUAGGUCAUGGCGAAUAGCUUCCGCUACAAGCUCGAACCCUACCACCGGUGGUGCUUCGACUAACCAGUCGUCUAGCGAUUCUUGUUUUAAAAGCCCAAGUAAAGAAUGGAUGUUUAUAUUUCUAAUAAUCAUAUUUUGGAAUUUAUUCUGA